UUUACUACUAUAAAAUUUUUAAAUAAUUUAAAUAACCAAAUAAGAAAUAGUGUGCACGUUCAAAUUCAAAAAUCUUUUACACAGCAAUAUGACAAACAGUUGGCUUUAAGACAUAAUUAUUUUCAAAAGAAUGAAUUACCAAUAUUUAAAAAUAUUCUAGCAUUUAGUUUGAUGGGUUUUUUGAGUGGAGCUGAAAAAGAAUUAAAUCCAGAAGAGGAAAUUGUUAUGACAAUGAAGCGAGCCAUUAUUUGCGUACAACGCGAACAAUAUUCUCAAGCUGAACAACUUUUACACAUUGCGUUAAAUAUGGCACAAAAACAAAAUAAUCAAAAUGCAAUUACAUAUAUUUAUGAUUUAAUGGCUAAUUUAGCUAUGGAACGUAAUGAACCCAUGAAAGCGAAAAAUUUAUUUGUAAAUGUCAUGCAACGGCUAUUACAAAGUGGAAUCGAAGAAGGCGAUUUAAAAGUAGUUCAUAUUAGUUUAAAAGUAGCCAAUGUACAUGUUCAAAUGGGAUACCUAGAGGAAGCUGAAAUUGGUUACGUAUGGUGUAUAGAUAAAUUAGAACACAAAACAGACAAUGAUUCAUUACUACUGCGUGGUAUAUCAUACGACUAUUAUGCACAAUUAUUAUUAACCCAGAACCGAGUAAAAAAAGCUAUCGAUUGUCUUAAAUCAGCAUACGACAUUUGUGUUCAAGUCUUGGGAAUUACCAGUAAUCAAUCAAUCAAAUUGUUAAAUGAUUUGGGCUCAGCGUAUUGGCGUGCUGGUGAUUUAAGUAAUGCAGAAUCAUAUUUUAAGAAAUCAUUAAGCCUUAUUCAAAUAUCGGGUAAUGAAAGUUACACAGGUGUUUUAAAAUAUAAUUUAGGAACACUUUUAAUGGAAAAAGGUUUGUAUAAAGACUCUCAACAAAUGUGUAAAGAAGCUUGGCAUUUUGCUAAAGCAAGUAAUGAUAAUAAUUUAUUAGAAAGAGCUAGUGAUUGCUUAGAUAAUGUAAAAAGUAAAAUUAAUAGUAAAUAAUGAAAAAAAAAUUCAAACUUGUAAAUACAGAUAUUUUUUGUUCAACAUAGAACAUAAAGAAAUUCCAAGAAAGAAAGGUUGAAAUAUUUCAUUAAAUUUAUAUA
Messenger RNA from Chrysoperla carnea, 1121 nucleotides. RefSeq names its product tetratricopeptide repeat protein 19 homolog, mitochondrial-like. NCBI's taxonomy places the organism in Eukaryota, Metazoa, Arthropoda, Insecta, Neuroptera, Chrysopidae. The record is from RefSeq and is a predicted model, not a curated record. Gene Ontology annotation, cellular component: mitochondrial inner membrane. Gene Ontology annotation, biological process: mitochondrial respiratory chain complex III assembly. Gene Ontology annotation, molecular function: protein binding. The transcript is spliced from 2 exons. The annotation marks the transcript as partial.